Molecule: messenger RNA, 860 nt
Organism: Gilbertella persicaria
Lineage: Eukaryota; Fungi; Mucoromycota; Mucoromycetes; Mucorales; Choanephoraceae
Exons: 1
Coding region: 129-632 (167 amino acids)
Source: RefSeq, a predicted model, not a curated record
UGGACUAUUCGUCUAGCUAACGACUUGGCUUCUUGCACGCCUAUGAUUAUUACUUCCAUAAUAAUGCUGAUGGAAAUGGAUCAGAAGAGCAACUAGAUGAAGGCAUCAGCCAUCUUAAAGAGAGCUACAUGCAUCGCAUACAAAGUGUGCAAAGAUUGGUGAAAAACCAUACGGUUGUUCCUACUAAUAUGAAAAAUGAAUCUUUAGGACUUUUUUACUGUUUAAAAAGAACUGAGGUUCAGUCAACCUUUUUGGAAACAAUUGGGUUGAUGUACAGCAAGUUUACUAAUUGCAGAAGAUGGCUAAGGUGGCUAAGAUGGUGGAUGAGGUUUGCUGUAAGUAGUAUGGCUUUCAAAAGCCAAUCUUUGAUGAAGAAUCCACUUGCCUCUCAUCGUACCAGUACUUCCAACUCUAUCGAGGCAUACCAUGGUGCUUUGUACAAAGCAAUGCCCAAUUACAACAGUUUCGCUCUUGCUCUAAGAUACAUUUUGCAAUUUGCAAAAGGUGACUUAGUUAUGGCAAGAAGAAGCGCUACAGAAAGAAUAGAAGGCUUGUCUACUUUUACAAAGAAAGCGACGGCCGCGUUCCUGACAACUCUAAAGCACUUUUUGGUGAUACUGAUUCUCAGUUAAACCAAGAAAAAAAAAGGAAGCAGCAAGAAGAGAAAGAAGAGCAAUACUUUAGCAGUAUCGCUGAAGAAAUCUUGCUUGUAUUUUUGAUGGCUCUGCUUAUAAGUUUGAUGAUAAAAGCAAUAGAUUUGCAACCGACAAUACUCUUGGUAUUGAAGAUGAGCGAGACCUAAUUUAUGAUGCAUUAGUGGAUCUGAUCGUCAUUGAAAAUGGCAGAGAAGAUAUUCUGGA